UUGACGGUAAUAACGCGAGGAGAGUCCCAGUCCUGCACACUGUAUAACUUCCACACGCUGUGUGGCUGCAUGACUCUGGAACACGUCUGAGAUCUGAGCCAAAGAGCGCUCGAAAAGGUUUUUAUACAAAAAUGUCAUUUGCGAUGGUGCGUCCAGCCCCGAGCCGCUACCUUUACUCGGACAUCUCCAUGAUGUCUGAGGACGAGGAGAACGGCAGCGAGAGCUCGGGUUCCGACGACCGCUCCUUCAGACUGGACGCCUCUGGCUACGAGCUUAAGGUGGCCGGCAGGAAGCGGAAACCGGGCAGCGGAGGUGGAGGAGGGCAGAUUGGUGGACUGCUCCCCGGCACCGUGACCGGCCCGCCGGGCGAGGGACGGCAGCGCAAUGCGGCUAACGCGCGGGAGCGAGACCGGACAAACAGCGUGAACACUGCUUUCACGGCACUCAGGACUCUUAUCCCGACCGAGCCGGCAGACAGGAAGCUGUCCAAGAUUGAGACUCUGCGCCUCGCUUCCAGCUACAUCUCGCAUCUCGGGAACGUCCUGUUGGUAGGCGAGGCCUGCGGGGACGGGCAGCCAUGCCACAGCGGUGGACCUUCGGCGGCCUACUAUCACCAUCACGGGUCGCCUACGCGAGACUCGGAGAACUCACAGCCCAAACAAAUCUGCACUUUCUGCCUCAGCAACCAGAGGAAAAUGAGUAAAGACAGAGAGAGAAAAACAGCCCUGAGGAAUUAAUACCAUGAGGACCAGAGGACAGAUCGGAGGACAGUCGCAAACUUUUCACUCGAGACUUGACUUUACGGUGUAUAUAAAUAUAAUUAAAACCGUAUUUAAUUGACUAUUGUAAAUUACACUCGGGCGCUUGGCCUCGGACCGGAGCGCGAUCACGAUGACUCUGAACCCUCUCGGAGAGAAGCAUCUUCUUAGAUAUUUUCAGCUCCGCCUGUCUGGAGCUAGCACAGACAUUCAGACAGCUUUACACCUCACCUGGAGGCGCAGCAGAUGAACAGAAACAAAGCUUCAGAGAUGAGCAACAAGAAAGUGCAGCGCUAAAGGUUAAACUGAAGGGUGCGAGAUCAGACUCUGGGCUGACGAGGGACGAGCUGCAGAAAGACAAAAAGCUGAAGGACACUUUGACCACUGACAGGAUUAAUGGAGAAUGAGACCCAGAUCCUUAACACCUAAUUAGAUAUUCUCAGAAAUGUGUUUGGCACAUCAAGUGUAAUGUGCGUCUACUUAAAUCAUAAAAAGGCAAUAAUUUAAUAAAUUUAAACACAAUAUAAUGUAUGUUAAAGAUGGAAAAUGCAUAUACUCGCUGUUCAUUAAAUGAAAAGCAUAAAAUCCUUUAA
Molecule: messenger RNA, 1351 nt
Organism: Clarias gariepinus (North African catfish)
Lineage: Eukaryota; Metazoa; Chordata; Actinopteri; Siluriformes; Clariidae
Gene: scxa
Product: scleraxis bHLH transcription factor a
Exons: 2
Coding region: 132-737 (201 amino acids)
Biological process (GO): regulation of transcription by RNA polymerase II; developmental process
Molecular function (GO): protein dimerization activity; DNA-binding transcription factor activity, RNA polymerase II-specific; RNA polymerase II transcription regulatory region sequence-specific DNA binding
Source: RefSeq, a predicted model, not a curated record